AUGGGAAUAAUCACGGAAUCAAACUUUUUCAUGGUAUCAGAGCCCGGUACGAAUAUCAGACAAAGCAAGCCCCUCCCACCUUUCUCUGAAGCUCGCUCGAGUUUAUGCCUUGAAGAAAAAGCCCUGGCUGAGAUGAAUGAAGAGCCGCCGGCGGCAGUGGUGGCCGCAACCCACUGCGAUUUUGAUGAUUCUGGUGAUAAUUCAAAUAACAAUCAGCAUCAUCGUGGCAAAAACCACCACAAAUCUCGCGGUUCAGGCGGCGGUAAGAAACAUGGCGAUGGUCGUGGUUCUGGAGGCGGCGGCGGCCGCGGUGGUGGUGGUCGUGGCUCUGGCGGUGAGACGCAGCAACAACAAUCGUGGCAGGCAACACCGACAGGAUUUUCGGACGGGGAUGACUCUCAUGAGAUGUGA
Spinacia oleracea (spinach) is the source of this 411-nucleotide messenger RNA. RefSeq names its product glycine-rich RNA-binding protein 10-like. Lineage: Eukaryota; Viridiplantae; Streptophyta; Magnoliopsida; Caryophyllales; Amaranthaceae. The record is from RefSeq and is a predicted model, not a curated record. The coding region runs from base 1 to 411 and encodes 136 amino acids. The transcript is spliced from 2 exons.